UGUCUCCAAAAAACGGCUGUGAUCGGCAGCUGCUUCACCAUCCACGAACCACCACUACACCCCUCCUCUUUCUCCCUACGUGUGUGUGUGAGUGAGUGAGUGUGUGUGUGCAGGAAGAGGCAGCAGCAGCAAGCAGGAGGAGGCACCAAGGACGUCCUUCUUUUCCCAGCCCCAGGAGCCGGAGAUGCGAGGGACGAGCAGUUAGAUUAGCUGUUGCCUGCUGCAGGAUAACUUCGCUGCAGCUCUCUGAUCCUUGCCAUUGGUGUGUGAGUGUGUGAGGAGGAUUUCAACCAGUCGCCGGACAGAGAUCUGGCCACAAAGGACUUCUCCUUUUCCGUCACUCUUGAAUGUAACAUCGCUCGGACAAAGAAGGCAGGGAAUUUAAAGCCAUCAUCAUGAAUUUCGUAAUGAAACAAGCGUUGGGAGGGGCCACCAAAGACAUGGGCAAGAUGCUCGGUGGGGAGGAGGAGAAGGAUCCUGAUGCUGCGAAAAAAGAGGAAGAAAGGCAAGAAGCGCUGAGGCAACAGGAGGAGGAGAGGAAGGCCAAGUACGCAAAGAUGGAGGCAGAGAGAGAAGGAAUCCGACAGGGGAUCAGAGACAAGUAUGGCAUCAAGAAGAAGGAGGAGAAGGAAGCCGAGGCAGCAGCUGCUAUGGAGCAGGCCUCCGAGGGCAGCCUCACCCGCCCGAAGAAGGCCGUCCCCACCGGCUGCGGCGACGAGGAGGAAGAGGAGAGCAUCGUGGACACGGUCAUGAAAUUCAUCCCGACCCCGCUCAUGGAUAUGUUCAAUAAGAAGUAACAGGGUGUUUUGGGUGAAAUGCGAUUCAAAUGUAUCCCGCCCCCCUCCCCCCACUGCCCCGCCCAAGAUCUGCAGUCACACUUUUCUCCACCCUUCAAUUUUAAGCGUCCUGGAAAUGAGAACAAGGCACCUUGAUUUUAAAAAGCUGAUCUCUGAUGGUGACACAUACUUCUAAAUGUCAUCUUUCUUGAUAAUCCCUAAUAUAUUAGGAGUGUGUAUCGCCGACAGAGAUCAAGGAAAAUCUUCUGCCAUGUUUUCAAAAUGUCAGGCACUAAAAAAGAGAUCCGAUAUCACCCAUCAUCCGCCCCUUUUGUUUGUAAAUAGCCUCGGGUUAUAAAAAAGAGAACUAUAUAUGAGUGAAAUAUGACAUAUAACAAGACGACUGAGAGUAUAAGCCAUAUUUUUAACUUUUAAGAAAUUAUCCAAAUCAUAUCAAAAUCUGAUUGAAUUUUCCUGUUCUGUUCUUCUUGCUAAUAUUUGAUACAUAUAGUGUAUAUAAAUACAUUUUUAUUAGUUCUCCGUUGUGAGGAUUCACCCCAUACAUUGUCCAACAUGUAUUGUGAACGUGUCAUGUGGUUCACUACGAACAACACGUGUAAAAGCAGGAAGUGGAGGAAUUCUUUUUUUUUUUCAAAGCAUGCAGUCAACUUUUGUGAAGUACAAAUUUGGAUACCAUUUCAUUGGUUUUAAUGAGGUGAAAUACAUUGAUAUUUGAGGCAAUAACUGGUUUUCCAUUGUUCUGUAAUUGACAUCUCGUCCACCAUGUACAGGAGGCGAUAAUUAACCUUGUGUCUGAAAUGUUCUUCCAUGGGGAAAACUCUAAAUGUUCUCCAUACAUGAUGUGUGUCUCAAAGCAGUGAGAGAAAAUUAUAAAUUCACUUGUUUGUG
Eleginops maclovinus (Patagonian blennie) is the source of this 1685-nucleotide messenger RNA. RefSeq names its product complexin-1-like. Gene Ontology annotation, biological process: synaptic vesicle exocytosis; regulation of neurotransmitter secretion; neurotransmitter transport. Gene Ontology annotation, cellular component: terminal bouton; SNARE complex. The transcript is spliced from 4 exons. The record is from RefSeq and is a predicted model, not a curated record. Gene Ontology annotation, molecular function: syntaxin binding. Lineage: Eukaryota; Metazoa; Chordata; Actinopteri; Perciformes; Eleginopidae. The coding region runs from base 396 to 797 and encodes 133 amino acids.